This is a messenger RNA of Metopolophium dirhodum (rose-grain aphid), 2394 nucleotides long. RefSeq lists its product as uncharacterized. The record is from RefSeq and is a predicted model, not a curated record. Bases 379 to 2394 code for a protein of 671 amino acids. The transcript is spliced from 5 exons. NCBI's taxonomy places the organism in Eukaryota, Metazoa, Arthropoda, Insecta, Hemiptera, Aphididae.
AGGGCGAGGGAAACGGGUGAGGGAAUACCGUAUCGAAAUUUAACACGCGUAACAUAGGCGGUCGAACGUUUUACGUGUUAUUAGAUAGGUACUCAUCCAUCCAUAUCCAACGUACGACGUGCGUUUACGUAAUUUAUUUUUAUUAUUUGUGCAUGAUAUUUAUUUUAUAAGUAAUAAUUUUUACGUAUUAUUAAUUUUGGUGACGGUAGUUACGAAUUAUUAGUUUAUAAAUCAAUAAUAGUAUAUACAUGUAGAGUAAAUACUUUUGGUAAUUACUCACGCGGAUAGGAUAUUAAUAAAUUUAGUAGAUAUAAUUUAUAAGUACCUAGUAGAUAUAAUUUAUUAAAAAUUAUAUAUAUGUAAUGUUUAGAUAAAUAUAUGUCAGAAUCCGAUAGUUCAGAUAUUGAUACUAGUUCUGCGGACAGUUCAAUAAAAGUCGAAAAUUAUAAAUCUAGGAAAGAAUUAAAAGAGGCAGUUUUAAAAGACGCUGUAAAGAAAGAAUUUUUAGAACAAACUAGGAAAAACAUAGUUAAAACUGUUAGGAAAAAUUUAGUAAGAACACAUAGUUUAACAGAACAGAUAGGUACCGCGCCACGAAAACAAACCGUAGGUCGUUUAGGUACUAGGUCAGACUCAAGCGUAAUUCACGUGCAGUUAGAGUCAGUGGUUAAGAAAAAAAUGAGUAAAAUGGAUUUAGAUAAAGCAAUUGCUAUGAUACCUAUUUGCACGGGCAAAAAGGACGUAGCCGAAUUUAUAAAUAUUUGUGAAAUCGCAAUUAAAGAAACAACGGAAGCAGAUACACCGAUAUUAUUAAAAAUAAUUACUUCUAAGUUAACGGGAAAUGCGUUAGAAGUAACAAAAUAUCGAAAUUUAGAAACAUGGGGAGCAAUAAAAACAAUAUUAGAAGGGGCAUUCGAACAAAAAGUAUCGGAGAGGGCCUUAUCAAUAGCUUUAAACACGGCACGUAUGGCCGAGGGAGAAAGUGUGGCAAAAUUCGCUAGUAGAAUCGAAGAGUUAUAUUAUAAACUCUGCGCGGCAAGUACGAUAGGUCUAGCUCAGGCCGAGGCAGAUAUAGUGAAAAAACAAACAAAGAAACAGGCAAUGAUCAUAUUUAUGACAGGGUUACCUCAUCACUUAUAUACAGUAUUGAAAAGUCGAAAUCCCAGUACAUUGGAACAAUGUUUCAAAACGGCGAUCGAUGAGAUGCUCGAAUAUGAGUCAAAAGUAGAAAUGGAUAAAUUGCAGAGACAAAUCGGUAAUGGAAAACAGGCGGACGUCAAUAACGAGGAAAAACGACAAAAUGGUGGUAAUACAAAUAACGCAGUUAAUCGCGGAGGAAACGGUAACUCAAAUCAAAGAAUAAUAGGAAUAAUAAUGCUGUUGAUAAUGACGACUGUAGUAAGGCACUAUAGAUUAGUCAGGAAGGAGAGAUAUCGAUACCUAGUACGAACGUUAGAAUGUACGGAAAUGGAUACAACACGAGCCCGCGACGAUAUAGAAACUUGUAGGGAAGAGGAGAUAACAGCACUGGUGAUCAUUGAUUCAGAUGGGACUAAGCUACUAGUGCAACUCAGUAACAGUGCAAAUGAAGAACCGGAAUUCGAAAUGAUUUUGAGCGUUCAGGCGGGAGGUCGCCUGGUGGUAAUAGUAUUAAAAAAAAAUGAUAUGUACGUGGGUGAAAUGGAGAUAUACCGAUAUGCGGGGGAGGAGCCUAUGAGACAAACUACACAUAAUCUUAGGACGUUAAUUGACAAUUACUACGGAAAUAGGAAUAACAUCCCUCCUGGCAGGUUUCCGGAAGCGGAGAUCGUAGAAUUAUGUCAAACGUUAUGGGAUUGGUUCCGGAACCCAUACGCGUGUAACGUAUCAACAAUACCAUUUUGUUACCACCUGAACAUAAAUCGAAUGACCAACCGAGGCGGAGCUAAACCAAUAGGCGUAGCGAGCAUAAUAUAUAACCGCACGGAACCACCUGUAACCACGGGCAAUGAAGAUGAACAACAAUUAAAUGACAAUAUAGCACUGGCAAGAAGGGUCAUCAAUGAAUUUUGGGAAUUGAAUAAGGGAAUAAACAGGGUAACAUGGGCACACAUUAAUAGUAGUAUUAGUAGGGAAAUGGCUAACAAUAGGACACGGGAGCCUGUCAUUAGAAAUAUUAAUAUGACUGAAGCAGCUGGACUGUGGUGGUCGGAUAGUGAUAGUGAUAAUGAUAAUUUAGAAAAUAUAACACCGAAUAAUACAAUUAGUAAUAUGGACGAGUUAGACGGAUUUAGCGAUAGCGACAGUAAUAUUGACAAUUAUAGGAACAUAAAUAGUAGUGAUUAUGAAAACAAUGUUACAAAUUUACUUAAUGUUAUCUCUGAUUACGGCAGGACAUGGUCAAAUUCCAUAUAA